This is a messenger RNA of Dentiscutata erythropus, 123 nucleotides long. The record is from the annotation of a GenBank genome assembly. NCBI's taxonomy places the organism in Eukaryota, Fungi, Glomeromycota, Glomeromycetes, Diversisporales, Gigasporaceae.
GUUAAAUGGGGACAGAAAUGGAUACCAGAAACGAUACUACCUGCUAUAGUUCAUAUGAGAAUUAGUAAGAAGUUAAAGAUUCUAAAGGCUUUACAGAAGAAGAGACGUAACAGUCUGGAAAAG